GCUUGGAACGCGGCGGUAGCGGCGGCGCACUUUCCCCGGCUGUAGCUGGACAAGGCUGUAGCGCGGCGCGGCGCCGCUCGAGCGGGAGGGACCGGUUGACUGCAGUAGAGUCGGAGGGAAUCCCGGGCUGCGGAGCUGCGCCGGCGGGGAAGCCCUUCGGUUUCCUGUGCACCAAGAGAGUAAGGCGGGGGGUCUCCCGAGACCGCCACCGGCCCCCUCGGUCCCGACAGGACCGCGCGGAGCGCGCCCCCCGAAGGCAGCCCCGGGCCCGUGGCCCUGACUUGGUCCCGCGCGCCGGGCGCCGGGCAGCUCAGAGGGAGGAAACAAGAGGGGCCGCCCUCCCCGCGGAGUUGGAAGCGCUUUCGCUCGGUCCAAAAUGCCCAAGAAGAAGCCGACGCCCAUCCAGCUGAACCCGGCCCCCGACGGCUCCGCGGUUAACGGGACCAGCUCGGCGGAGACCAACCUGGAGGCCUUGCAGAAGAAGCUGGAGGAGCUGGAGCUCGAUGAACAGCAGCGGAAGCGCCUCGAGGCCUUUCUUACCCAGAAGCAGAAGGUGGGGGAACUGAAGGAUGACGACUUUGAGAAGAUCAGUGAGCUGGGUGCCGGCAAUGGAGGUGUGGUGUUCAAGGUCUCCCACAAGCCGUCUGGCCUGGUCAUGGCCCGAAAGCUAAUUCACCUGGAGAUCAAACCUGCAAUCCGGAAUCAGAUUAUAAGGGAGCUGCAGGUUCUACAUGAGUGCAAUUCCCCCUACAUUGUGGGCUUCUACGGCGCAUUCUACAGCGAUGGUGAGAUCAGUAUCUGCAUGGAGCACAUGGAUGGGGGUUCCUUGGAUCAAGUCCUGAAGAAAGCUGGAAGAAUUCCUGAACAAAUUUUAGGAAAAGUUAGCAUUGCUGUGAGUAAUAAAGGCCUCACAUACCUGAGGGAGAAGCACAAGAUUAUGCACAGAGAUGUCAAGCCUUCCAACAUCCUAGUAAACUCCCGUGGGGAGAUCAAGCUCUGUGACUUUGGGGUCAGUGGGCAGCUCAUCGACUCCAUGGCCAACUCCUUCGUGGGCACAAGGUCCUACAUGUCGCCAGAAAGACUCCAGGGGACUCAUUACUCUGUGCAGUCGGACAUCUGGAGCAUGGGGCUCUCUCUGGUUGAGAUGGCAGUCGGGAGGUAUCCCAUCCCUCCUCCAGAUGCCAAGGAGCUGGAGCUGAUGUUUGGAUGCCACGUGGAGGGAGAUGCAGCUGAGACACCACCCAGGCCAAGGACCCCGGGGAGGCCCCUCAGCUCUUAUGGAAUGGACAGCCGACCUCCCAUGGCAAUUUUUGAAUUGCUGGAUUACAUAGUCAAUGAGCCUCCUCCCAAACUACCCAGUGGAGUAUUCAGCCUAGAAUUUCAAGAUUUUGUGAAUAAAUGCUUAAUAAAAAACCCUGCAGAGAGAGCCGAUUUGAAGCAACUCAUGGUUCAUGCUUUCAUCAAAAGAUCUGAUGCUGAGGAAGUAGAUUUUGCAGGUUGGCUCUGCUCCACCAUCGGCCUUAACCAGCCCAGCACACCCACCCAUGCGGCUGGUGUCUAAGCAUUUGGGAAGUGGCAGAGUCCCCUGCCCAGUGGCAUGUCAUGUUGCUUCUGGGCCUCUUUCCCAUGCCUGUCUCUGUUCAGACGUGCAUUUCACCUGUGACAAAGGAUGAAGAACAUAGCAUGUGCCAAAAUCCUAUUCGUGUCAUUUUUAAUAUUAUUGUCCUUCUUAUUACUACUGUUAUUCCCCUAAGUGGAUUGGCUUCGUGCUUGGGGCUAUUUUUGUGUAUGUCAGUGAUCAGAACAUGUGCAGUGCUGAAUUACAGUGAAACUUUGCUGACUAUGGGCAGUCAUUCUUACUGAAAACUGCACUGCUCUCCCACACCGUGACUGGCUGGCCGCCUGUAUUUUCAGGAUUCUUUGACACUUGGUGGUACUUCAUUCUUGCCAGGUAUACCUUCUUUCUAAUUGAGUAGGAAGGGCCCUGUAAGAUCCUUCACAGGCAGUGCAUGUGAAGCAUGCUUUGCUGCUAUGAAAAUGAGCAUCAGAAAGUGUAUAUCACAUUAUUUUAUUAUGGUUUUGCUUUUGGUGUAGAAAACAGCAAUUUCCAUCAAAAUCUAGCCAGAGCCCUUCACUGCCAUGAUAGCUGGGGCUUCACCAGUCUGUCUACUGUGAUGAUUUGUAGACUUCUGGUUGUAUUUCUAUAUUUAUUUUUAAAUAUACUGUGUGGGAUAUUUAGUGAUAUGUCUCUUUAAGUUUGAAUUAGUGUUUCUAAAAUGGUGGAGUUACUUUGAAUGUUACAAAUGGAUCAAGGCAUUAAAAUGUAUGAGAUUUAUCUUUCCCCAAAUCUAAGUACUGAUGCUAUUGUAAACAAAAGUGUGUAUAGUGCCUAAAAACUGUAUGAAAAUCCUUUUACCAUUUUAAUCCAGAUGUUUAACAAAUCUAAACUCUUAUUCUAAUAAAUACACUAUCAAAUUCAAA
Messenger RNA from Phacochoerus africanus (Common warthog), 2481 nucleotides. It is a transcript of the gene MAP2K1, whose product is annotated as mitogen-activated protein kinase kinase 1. The record is from RefSeq and is a predicted model, not a curated record. The coding region runs from base 377 to 1561 and encodes 394 amino acids. Gene Ontology annotation, molecular function: ATP binding; protein kinase activity. NCBI's taxonomy places the organism in Eukaryota, Metazoa, Chordata, Mammalia, Artiodactyla, Suidae. Gene Ontology annotation, biological process: protein phosphorylation. The transcript has 11 exons.